UGAUAGAAGAUAUGAUGGUUUUACAGAACCAUACAAAUUCAGAGAAUGAAGAUACACACCCAACAAGUCAUGCAGACCAGGCCGUGAAUAUGAAUGCUGAGGAAGUCUCAGACACACAUGAGGAAGUGGAUCCUCUGCAAAUAACAUUUCAGGAGAUAAAGGCUGAACCUGAGGACUGUAUGAAUUCUGAGAAUGUUUUAGUGGGUCCAUAUGGUGAGACAUACCCAACACCUCAUGAUGCAAAUCAGGCCAUGAAUGUAAAACCUGACACAGUCUCAGAUGCAGAAGAAGAAAAGGAUUCUGUUGCAAUACCAUUUCCAGAACUAAAGGCUGAACCUGAGUAUGUAUCAAUGUAA
This is a messenger RNA of Cryptotermes secundus, 356 nucleotides long. RefSeq lists its product as uncharacterized. The transcript has 3 exons. NCBI's taxonomy places the organism in Eukaryota, Metazoa, Arthropoda, Insecta, Blattodea, Kalotermitidae. Bases 12 to 356 code for a protein of 114 amino acids. The record is from RefSeq and is a predicted model, not a curated record.